Messenger RNA from Cyprinus carpio (common carp), 5634 nucleotides. RefSeq names its product leucyl-cystinyl aminopeptidase-like. Gene Ontology annotation, cellular component: cytoplasm. The record is from RefSeq and is a predicted model, not a curated record. Gene Ontology annotation, biological process: peptide catabolic process; proteolysis. Gene Ontology annotation, molecular function: zinc ion binding; peptide binding; metalloaminopeptidase activity. Lineage: Eukaryota; Metazoa; Chordata; Actinopteri; Cypriniformes; Cyprinidae. The transcript is spliced from 18 exons.
AGUUUUUGGUGAACUGUCCCUUUAAACGGGGCAGCUGAAGUGGGAAGUAAAACUCAGGUUUCUUGUUUGACAGCAGUGAUCACCGCUUUCAGCUCGUGUCCGCUGUUAUAUCGAUAAACAGUGUGCAGCGAUGGUUCAAUAAACCGCUGAUCGAUCGUUUUAAUGUGGUGAAGGGAGAGAGCUGUAGAUUAGGCUAACGAUGCUAAGCUAGCACCAGUUAUCUGAUGCGUCCCUGCGUUGAAUGAAUGUGUGACUCUUCAGCUUUCCCAGGAUUAAAUAGGCGCACUUUCAACUGAAACAGGAUUUGUUUUUUUUUACUUCAGACCUGCAUUUAAACAUUUAAGCAUGGAGACGUUUGAAAGCGAAAGAGCUCCACUGCCCAGGAACAUGAUUGAGAACAGCAUGUUUGAGGAAGAGCCAGAUGUGGUGGAUCUGGCGAAGGAGUCCCCUUCCUACCCCAUCGACUCAGACGAUGCGGUCUAUGAACCCCGCAGCUCGCGACUGUUAGUCCGAGGCCUUGGAGAAAACGACCUGGAUGAAGAUGAGGAAGAUUACGAAUCAUCUGCCCGUCUUCUUGGAAUGUCCUUCAUGAAUCGCAGUUCCAACCAGCGCAACGUUGCCUCAUCCUACACCCGCCAGCAGUAUUCUGAAUCGUGCUUGAAGCCUUCGACUAAGACAACAGUGGUAGGUGUUCUCAUCCUGGUGCUGGUGGCCUCCAUGAUUAUGGUCAUCUACUUCCUGCCAGGCUGCACUUUCACCAGGAAAGGCUGCAAGAAGUCCAAUUCGACCAUGGACAGCAUCUAUCCCAUUUCCACAAGUGGUGAACCUUUCCCAUGGACCGAGUUGAGGUUACCGCCCAGUGUGUAUCCUGUGCAUUACAAUAUAUCACUCCAUCCCAACCUGACCCUCAUGACCUUCCAAGGCAGUGUAUCCAUCUUGGUGCAAGUCUUGAAUGAAACAAAGAAUAUUGUCCUUCACAGUUCUGAUAUGAACAUAAGCAAGGUCACUUUUGAAGGUAAAGAGGUCCACGUCCUGGAGUACAAACCUUGGCAGCAAAUCGCCAUCAAAUUUCCAGAAGAUCUUAAGAAGGGACAGUAUGUUUUGAACAUUAACUACACGGCACAGCUCUCCAACAGCUAUGAUGGCUUCUACAACAGCUCAUAUGUCGACACAAAUGGUACAAAAAGAGUUUUGGCUGCUACUCAGUUUGAGCCUUUGGCUGCUCGCAAGGCUUUCCCUUGUUUUGACGAGCCAGCUUUUAAAUCAAAUUUUACAAUUAAGCUGACCAGAGAACGCAAGUACAUCAGCCUUUCAAACAUGCCCAAGGUCAAAACUACAGAUUUAAAAAAUGGGCUUCAAGAAGAUGAGUUUGGGAAAAGUGUUAAAAUGAGCACUUACCUAGUUGCAUUUAUUGUGGCUGAAUUCAUCGGUGUCAGUAAUAAUGUCUCUAAAACUAAGGUGUCUGUGUAUGCCGUUCCAGACAAAAAGGAUCAAGUGCAGUAUGCUCUGGACACAGCUUGUAAACUGUUGGAGUUCUACAAUACAUUCUUUGAGUACGAUUACCCUUUAAGCAAGCUGGAUCUAGUGGCCAUUCCUGACUUCCUCGCUGGAGCCAUGGAGAACUGGGGACUAAUCACAUUCCGUGAGACGACUUUGCUAGUAGGGAGUAAUUCCUCCUCUAUAGACAAGCAACUGGUGACCUCGGUCAUUGCUCAUGAACUUGCCCACCAGUGGUUUGGAAAUCUUGUCACUAUGAGAUGGUGGAAUGAUCUUUGGCUGAAUGAAGGAUUUGCAACCUACAUGCAGUACAUGUCGAUUGAAACUGUGUUCCCAGAACUUGAUAUGGUAAUUGACUUUGAGUAAUGUGUAUUUAAUUUUCAUGUUUGUGUGUUCUUAAAUGUUCGCUUUAAAGCGCUGACCAAAGAUGCAUUGAACUCAUCCCACCCAGUGUCUACUGUAGUGAGCACCCCUGAGCAGGUGGAAGAGAUGUUUGACUCUGUGUCUUAUGAGAAGGGGGCUUCAAUACUGCUGAUGCUCAAUGCAACACUCACAGAUGGGGAGUUUCGAAAAGGAGUGAUUGAGUACUUACAAAAGUAUAACCUAUCAAACACAGAAAGUGAAUACUUAUGGGACAGUCUUUCCCAGGUGAGCAAACAAAACUUAAGUGUAUCUAAGAUGAUGAACACCUGGACUGUUCAUAAGGGCUUUCCUCUGGUCACAGUGGAGAGAAAAGGCACUCAAGUGACACUGACACAAGAACAUUUCCUUCUGAAUGCUGAAAACAGCACGGAUGACAGCAGCCUGUGGCAUAUUCCCCUGACGUAUGUAAAUGACAGCUGUAGUGUUCCCAGCUCCUGCAAGCAAGUGUUCCAUCUCAAGGACAAAACAGCCACGUUAAAUCUUCCAGAUCAGGUGAAGUGGUUGAAGUUCAACUUCAGGAGUGAUGGUUUCUACAUAGUGCAUUAUGAUGAGGAGGGAUGGAAGAACUUGAUUGAUGCUUUAAAGGGGGAUGUGACUGUCCUCUCCUGUAAAGACCGAGCAGCUCUCAUCAAUAACAUCUUUGCUCUCUCAAGAUCGGGCAAGGUGUCUUUCAGAGAUGUCUUAAAUCUAAUGGAGUACAUCAGAAAUGAGACACAAACGGCUCCCCUGACUGAAGCUCUCUUCCAGCUUGGUCAGAUCUUCAGGUUGCUGGACAAACGAUCAGAGUUUAACUUGGCCUCUAGAAUGACGAGUUACAUUGAUGACCAUUUCGGAAGUUUAAUGGAGAGUCAGUCAUGGGAUCUGGAAUCUUCUGUGUCAGAGAUGACGCUUCGGUCUGCCCUGCUGGAGAUGGCAUGUUCCCUUAACAUACGUAACUGCUCAACACAGGCCAAGCAUCUGUUUGAUCAGUGGUUUAUUUCCAACAAGACUUUUCAGAUUCCCAGCGAUCUCAUGAGAACAGUCUUCAAAGUUGCUGCUCAGACAGAUGAAGGAUGGGGUAAGCUUCUAGACAUAUAUAAACACUCCAUCAAUGACCAAGAGAAACGCAAGACACUGGAAGCUUUGGCCAGCACUCAGGAUAUACGGAAAAUCAUUUGGAUUCUACAGAGAAGUCUUGAUGGAAGUGUGAUUCAAACUCAAGAAUUUCCUUUGGUGAUCAACGCAAUUUGCAAGAACUUUGCUGGCUACCUCUACGCUUGGGAUUUUGUGAAGGAAAACUGGGAUAAAAUCACUCAGAAGUUUCCUGUUGGAUCCUUUGCCAUUCAGAGCAUCAUCAUGUCCGCAACCAGUCAGUUUUCCACAAAAACCCGUCUCACGGAGACCCAGAACUUCUUCACUUCUCUGGGGACGAAUGGUUCUCAGAUGAGGAUCGUGCAGGAGGCCAUUGAGACCAUUAAGCUCAACAUGCGAUGGAUGGAAAAGAACUUAAACGCCCUCCAGAAAUGGUUGUAGUGUGAGGAGGAGACGGCUCCUCUUUCGUGCCUCUCACUUCCUCAGGUGACGUCACCGGGAACAUGCAGGUGUGAGUGAUAUUACCAUCACAACAGCCAGAGCCAUAAAUGUACAACGUUAGGGCAAACUCUAGACAGAAGGGCAGAUUAACUUGGGCGUAAAGGGCCGUUUAAAAACAUUUAUUUUCAGGGCAUCUAAUAGGGAUUUUUUCUGAGUAGCCAGAAGCUUGCCAGAUAUUUGCCUGAAAAUAUUUAGCCUUUAAUGCAUUAUCUUUCCUCCAAGUUCUGAACGAAAUGAAACCGUACAGUCAGUAUAUGAUUUCCUGUGUCAUAACUCAAGUGUUAGAUGUUGCUUCGGGAAGGCUGAUGCGUUGUCUUUUUGGGGUUCACUUGGGGCCCAACUCAGUAUGUAUAUGGCUCUGGCCUUGAGCACUAUUUGCACUAUUCUAAGAUUCAGCUUGCUCAGGGCAAAUCUGGUUGUUGCUGAAAUAUCAUGAUGCAUUUAAACCCUUUUAAUUAACGUCAGCGUCUACAGACCAAAACCUCCCAUCUGUAUCUCUUAAAUAUCCCCUUAUCACGAAUUGCCAAAAAAGAAAAUUAUGAAAACUGAAAUGAUGCUACAUGGGUGUCAUCACAAUCCCCCUUUCUUCUAGAUAUAAACGUUUUAUUUAUGUGUGUGGAGGUGAAAUUUUAAUCAUUUGCACAGUCUGCAAUGCUUGAAUCCAGCACUGUGUAAAUGUUCUUGCCUUAGAGGUUUUUCAACUUUUGUCUUUUGCACAAAAUGUAUUUUUUUUUUUUUUUUUUUUUUUUUUUUUGGAGUUUCAUUUAGAAAUGAGUAUGUAUAUUAUAUCAUUCUUGUGCAGGCUUGCAUAUAGGUAAAAGUUUGACAUUGGAAAUAUUAUGUUAGAAUUUCUUAAACAUUUAGGUGUGGAUUUUAUUUUGGGUUUUGCUAUGCACAUUCUGAUAAAGCUGAAAUAUUUUACAGUUCUGUUAUUAAAACUCUGUGGUUUUACCCAUAUAAGCUGAGAUGUAGAAAUUAGGGCUGGGCGAUAUAUUGCAUGCGAUUGUCACGUGCAUUCCGUCAGUAAAGCUGGUUCCCUGCUUACCGCUAAAUCGCCAUCGCCUGCUUUCAGAUGGAGUGGCAUUUAAUAGACAGAGCCGUAGUUCACUGACAAGCUACACAAUAUUGCGUUCAUUAUCGAAAGCGAUUCAUCUGCAUUAAUGAACGUGAUAUUAUGUAGCUUGUCAGUGAUCUACGGCUCUAUCUAUUAAAUGCCGCUCCAUUUGAAAGCAGGUGAUGGCGAUUUAGCUGUAAUCACGGAACCAGAUUUACUGACUAGAUGCGCAUGAUCAUAUCAUUGGAUAUACCGCCCAGCCCUAGUAGAAAUAUAUUUGUUUGCAAGUCUGCAUGUACAGGGAUUUAGUUAAUGGUAAAGCGCUUUUGUCAAUUUGCCACAAGGCAAAAAACGGGCUGUAAAGUCACAUCACUGAUUGAGAGUUGUUACAUUUUUCACUGGUUGCUACUGAUUUGUACUCUUCAAGGAUUGUAGGUUUUUGAGCGUGUGAUGUCUUCACAGAUUUUCCUCACAGAUUUUCAUGCUAUUCAGGAAUUAUUUUUGAAUAUUUUUAAUGCUUUUAGUUGGUCAAAAAAUAUGGAGUCACAACCUCGCACAAAUAUAUGUCAAAAUGCACAUUUAUCCAACUUUUUUUAAACUCAUAAUACAGUGUGAAUAUCUGUGCAUUUUUAUGCAUGUAUUUUUUUGUAUUAUUUUACUCCAUACAUAAAUGUUUAGUUUAGUUCAUGGAGUGUGAGAAUCUGUGCUCACUGUCUAUAGCUCAAACGUUAAUACACUUUCAGGUUUUUGAUUAUAGCUCAGUGAUUUGACCUCAUAAAAUGUCAAAUAUGACUGGUACAUUGUAAUACAGCUGGUACAUUGUAAUAAUUUUGUAUGUAGCAGUUGAAGUUUUGCUUAAUCAGAAGCGUUAUUCAUGUAUUUGUGAUAGACAUGAAUAAGGACAACGGCAGCAUUGUUACACUGUAAUGGACAUUUCUAAUGUCAGGUUGGAGUGUUACAGUUAUCGAUGAAUGUAUUCAUGUUUGUUACUAUAGAUCUGUUUAGACACAACCGUUAUGAUUGUAAUUCCCUUGUAUCUGAAUUCAUCUGGAUCUGGUUAAUUAAACACAAUGAGGUGUCAAAAAUGC